Boleophthalmus pectinirostris (great blue-spotted mudskipper) is the source of this 2211-nucleotide messenger RNA. It is a transcript of the gene vrk3, whose product is annotated as VRK serine/threonine kinase 3. Gene Ontology annotation, cellular component: cytoplasm; nucleus. Bases 104 to 1636 code for a protein of 510 amino acids. Gene Ontology annotation, molecular function: ATP binding; protein serine/threonine kinase activity. Gene Ontology annotation, biological process: peptidyl-serine phosphorylation; signal transduction. NCBI's taxonomy places the organism in Eukaryota, Metazoa, Chordata, Actinopteri, Gobiiformes, Gobiidae. The transcript is spliced from 14 exons. The record is from RefSeq and is a predicted model, not a curated record.
GGGCGCUCCUGAGCAGAAUUGAGUAAUCCUGCUACGAAUUUUAUCAAGAGAGGAAGAAAGGAAGACAACAAACAGAAACAGAAGUAGAAGCAGAGCAAAAGGAAUGGCUUUCCACUUCUGCCCUCAGUGUGGAACAAAGCUACAGCCAGAUUUUAAGUUUUGUCCCACUUGUGGAGAGAAACUGCCCUGUCCUGAGGCUUCUGGUCCAAUAGCCUCCACCCUGCCUUCCACAACACUAGUGUAUAAAGGCACAACUUCAAGUCCAGCUUGUGAACCCAAAGCUGUUACAGCUUCUCUUACCACUAGUAUAGUGUCAUCCCGACCGCCACUUCACAAGACUCGUAACUCACUUCGUCUGGACAAUCUGAGUAUCAAAGAUGCUUCUUCAUCAGUGACAUUUCCUGGAAAUGUUUCCUUUGAUGAUGCAAAUGAAGGUAUGCCUCAGCUAAACUGGUGUCUACACAUCAGUGCAUUAAUAAAAUUGUAUAGUUGUAUUUGCGUAUUUAUAUUUCAUGCAGUAGGUAAAAAUAUGACCCAAGCUACGCCCCCAAAGACUCGUUCAGUCACUAUUAAAACUGACAAUCAAGGGGCUGCUUUAGAGUCUUCACCUUUAGCGAAAUCGCCCAGAAAUGUUAGGGGCAAAGCUAAAAGAAAAGCUGAGGAGAUUGCAGGAGAAGCUGAGGUUUUAAAAGUACCAUUGUCUUCACCAAUAAAGUCACCACAUUUAAAGUCUCCUUUAAAAGGGAAAGGGAAAUCUAAGAAGACAAAAGCUAUUUCUGCUUUGGAGCCUCUUCAUGAAGGGACAGAGGUGAUGGACACCAAUGGAAAAAAGUGGAAGUUGGUCAGAUUGCUCAGCCAAGCAACAACAGAGCUCAUUUAUGAAGUUUCACCACCAAAUGCAAAAGAAUCAAACUACAUUGUCAAACUUGGCGCAAAGGAUGGCAAAAUCUUUAAUGAGCUGAAUUUUUUGCAAAGAGCUGCUAAACCUGCAUCAAUAGAAAGAUGGGUCAAACAGCACAAGAUGGAUUUUAUUGGACUUCCUCAAUGCAUUGGCUUUGGACUACAUGCAGACUCUUACAGGUUUUUGGUUUUUCCAAACAUGGGCCACUCUCUCCUAUCUUUAAUGAAUAAACAGAAUAGGUCUUUGUCAGAGGUUACAGUUCUUCAACUAGCAUGCCGCAUACUUGACGUCUUGCUGUAUAUCCAUUCAAAUGAGUAUGUCCAUGCCGAUAUUAAUGCAGAAAAUGUUUACAUCAAUCAAGGACAAGGGUCACAGGUCUAUCUUGUAGGAUACAACCAUGCCUUCAGGUAUUGUCCUGGUGGUCAUCAUGUGGAGUACAGAGAAGGCAGCAGAACACCAAAUGAGGGUGCUGUAGAGUCCAUCAGUUUGGACAGUCACAAUGGUGCAGCUCCAUCUCGUCGCAGUGAUCUACAGUCUUUGGGUUACUGUAUGUUGUAUUGGCACACGGGAACCCUGCCUUGGACUACAUUGAGCCAACCUGAUCGUAUUGCUGCAGAGAAAAGAAGUUUGUUUUAUUUGUAUUUAGGUAUAUCAACGAUGUACCUGGCCUUUUGUACCACUGCUUUGAGAAGAAGAAAGUGUCUGAUGCUUUUCAGUCCUUUUUGUCGGCUGUGAUGGCCCUGGAGUACAGUGAGCAGCCAGACUACACAGCUCUGAAGUCUGGACUCAGUGCAGCCUUAAACCAGCUAGGUGGGUGUGUGGAGCAGCCUCUUUGCAUUUAGGCAGAUCUAAUAUUUCAGAUGGUCUAAUAAUCCUUUUACAUAGUAUUUUUUUUUAUUCAUAACUCCAAAUGCUCCUGUGUUUUCCCUUUAGAAUUUAGAGAAGUGAGAGUGGGACAAAUGCAAUUUCAACAUGAAUGUAUUUGUUUAGCAGGUUUAUAUUGUUGCAUUGUUAUAAAUAAUACAAACUGUUUUAAUAGUCACAAUUUGCUGUGGUGUUAAGUUAUUAUUUGUUGAGUUUAUUUCCCUUUUUUAUUUCUCUGCUUUUAACACAUUUGUAAAAAUUACCAUUUUAGGAAUAUUUAUAUGUUAAGAAUACAGUAGCCAAAUUUUGAAUUUAAAUUUAAAUUUCAUGCGGACUAGCUGUUCUUCUGGGCAAGCGUGAUUUAACAUUAAUUAUUUUAACUUGUGCCUUUGUUAUUUCUGUCUACUUUAAGGAAUUGUGUUUUAAAAAUAAAAAUCUUAAAAUUG